AUGGCUUCUGGAGUUUUCAGUUGUCAUUAUUGUGAAGUUCCUCCUUCCAUCUCCUUCUCUGGAUCUGGCUUUUUGGCCACCUACCAGCUAGGGGUAGCCCAGUGCUUCCUAAAUUUUGCACCCUGGAUACUGCGUGCGGCACCUUGUGUCCUGGGUGCAUCUGCUGGGUCUCUGGUAGCAGCUGCUGUUGUCUGUGAAAUGAGCCCGAUUGCUAUGCGAGAUGAGAUGAUACGUUUUGCCAAACAGAUGAAGGCUUUUACACUUGGCCCAUUACACCCCUCCAUUAAUGUUUUCCACUGGUUGGAGUCCAUAUUACUCAAACAUCUUCCCUUUAAUGCGCACCAACUGGCCAGUGGGCGUCUUGCUGUGGCUAUGACCCGCAUCACUGAUGGCAAGCUCAUUAUGAUGUCAGAGUUCCAGUCCAAAGAGGAUGUUGUGCAGGCUUUGCUAUGUAGCUGCUUUGUGCCUGUUUACUGCGGUAUGCUGCCUCCAUCCUUCAAAGGAAUACAUUAUGUGGAUGGGGGUUUCAGCAGCAUGCAGCCAGUACUCCCUGCACUCUGCAGUCAAACCUUGACUGUGUCCCCCUUCUCUGGAGAGGUAGACAUCUGUCCUGCCGACACACCUUGCAUCAUGGACAUGGUAGUGAGUGGAAUCACCUUGAAGGGCAACAUGGCCAACAGCUUCAGGAUCAUCAAUGCUCUCUACCCCAUGGCUUUAGAGACUCUGGAACAAGCCUACGACAGCGGCUACAGAGAUGCAGUUCAUUUCCUCCUGAACAACAAUCUUGUCCCGUAUUUGUUGAUACACAGAGUUUCCGAACUUCCACUUAUCUACAACCAAACUCAAACAUGGAGGCAUCUGGAGGCCACCAUAGAGGAAGAUAAGGAGGCGAAGAUGGAAAAGGAGACUCCUACACAGAUAUCUUCUAUAGACAAUAGAAGCAUGCAGAUCGACAGUUCUACUGAUCAUGAGUGGGCCAGAAAUCGACUGAGUAAAGAACCUCCUCUCCAUUUUGACUUGAUAAAGAAUGUUCUGCUGGGGAACGUGGUGACCUAUCUAAGCAUGUUUGGACUCUCUGUAAGAAUCUUAUUCCACCUGCUCCUACCCCUCAUGCUGUUGUUUUACCCCAUACUCCAGAGUAGGCACAGUUAUGUCUGUUCUCUCUCUCCCAGACUGGAGGUGUUGUUUAGGAAAGCGCCUGAGUUGGUGUUCUGGGCUUGGUUAAGCCUGAGACACUUCACAUUCUUCUUUUUCAACAUACUUGUUUGUAGCCUCAAGAAGAACAUAAAUGACCGAGUUACGCGCUUCAUCCUGCUGUUGUUGUGGCUGAAACUUCAAGCACAACAUGAGGCUACACAAGGGCAGAGGCCCUCUACACCUUCAGACGAUGCCCAUCUGCCCAUUCAGAGAUUGCAAGGUGUGGGAGUCUACACAGAUGGUUAAUUACUCCAUCACAGGAUUACAAGAAACCAUAAUUACAGUAUAUGUAAGCAAAAAGUAUUGAAGGUUGAGUCUUGUUUUAUUUAAAAGGGGUUUUAUUUGAUUUUUUUGUACUACAGUAUCAGUAGAGUGAAAGGCCUAUUUGUAGAAGUAACUGGUUCUUUUACAGUCAACAUGGUACUGGAUUUGCAGUAGAAUCAAACAUCAAAUUAACAAACAAUACUACACUUAGCACAGAAAAGUUUUAUAACACUAAUCAGUGUUUAGUCUGAAGGUGAUAUAGGGUCAAAUGUCUGACAGCAUGAAUAGGUAUAUAUUGUGUGGUCACAACAAGGCCCUUUCAGACACAUGUCAACGCCACCACUGCCCUCUGAAAGACAUUUGCAGUGCCUCGAGCUUCGCCAAGAUGGCUUUUUGUUAUGUUGAACAAAGCGCUUGUUGCUCACAUGCGCUUGCACCAAAGUUCAUCUAGAUCUAAUUGUGGGCCCAGAGUUGAAACCAGAGGUCAGCGCAGCGCAACUCUUGUUGUGACUAAAAGGGCCUUAAGUCAUCAGGAGGUAUGCUUCUUUGGAAAUUGAAAGCUUGGCCCAAUGUGGCACUAGGUAAUAGGGUCUUGUUUCUUGCCCUUUAGACCCAUCGCUGCAUAACAUACUUGGUGUAACUGUGUAUGUUAUGUUAUGCUGUUCAACUAUAUCAAUAUAAUCUUUAAAAUCUACUUAUCAAGCUUUUUUUUACAGAAUACAAUGAUUUCUGUUUCUUCAAAACCCCAAAACUCACUGCUGACUGAACUGUGGACGUCAGAGAUUCAUCAGAUAAACAUCCCACCAAUUUCUCAAUUUUUCAAUUAUUCAAAGUUUUCACGGAACAUUGAUUCAAGUUGAGAGUUUAGCUCCAGGGCGCUCAUCUAAUAGGCCUUUCUAAUUUCACUGGUCCUGUGAUAUGCUAUUUGAACACUGCUCUCUUUCACUCCUUGUCCCCUAAUGUCCAAGUAUUUGCCACCUCACCACUAUUGUUCAAUGAUUUGCUGUUAAUCCUCAUAGGUCUCUGGCAUGCCCUCGUUUCCAUUUCAGAAGUGGAUGCAGGAAAAUCUGCCUGGUUAGGUUUCACUGAGGGCUAUGACACUUUUGAUGUUGUAGAAACAGAAACACUGAUUUCUUUUACUUCCAUUGUAACG
This is a messenger RNA of Micropterus salmoides (largemouth bass), 2614 nucleotides long. Its product is annotated as patatin-like phospholipase domain-containing protein 2. The record is from RefSeq and is a predicted model, not a curated record. The coding region runs from base 1 to 1443 and encodes 480 amino acids. Gene Ontology annotation, cellular component: membrane; lipid droplet; cytoplasm. Gene Ontology annotation, molecular function: triacylglycerol lipase activity. NCBI's taxonomy places the organism in Eukaryota, Metazoa, Chordata, Actinopteri, Centrarchiformes, Centrarchidae. The transcript has 10 exons. Gene Ontology annotation, biological process: lipid homeostasis; triglyceride catabolic process.